AUUCUAUUUUGAUAUUCCUAUUUUCAAUAAUCAAUAGUUGAUAUCAAUAAAAAGAAUCACAAACAAUUUUAAAAUUAAAAAUUAUUUUUAUUGUUAUUAUUUUUAUUAUUAUUACGACAAUAUUGUGGAACUAAAAGAAAAAAAAAACAAAAUAAAAAAUCAGAAUACUUUUAUGCUAUAUUGCCGAAGCAAAGUUACUCAGCAUUGUACUUGUUUUUAUCUGAUUUCCCUUUUCAUAAGUAAGAACAAUGAUAAAUAUGUCACAUUUAUCUUAAUUUAGGACAGUUUGUGUAAGUUGAAAAAAAUCUAUUAAACGUAGCAAUCAAUAUAAUUAAUUAUUUUAUUUUAAUUUUUUAUUUAUAUAACUUGUAAUAGAUUAUUAUUUAUCAUUAAUCUAAUUAUGAUCCAAUCACAUAUUAAUCAUAACUAUCAAACUUAUUUUUGUUAACCUUAUCAAAUAUUUUUAACCAUAUUAUUUAUUAUGUACCCUGUCGGUAAUUUCCUUGACUUGAAUAGUCAGCUUAUGAAGGUACUCGUCACCAAAACAAAAUGGACUCUUAGUUGCUACCUCAACAAGGAUUAUGUUGCAUCGGAGUUGAUACAAAGAACUGGUACUGACCUGACCGGUUUCCAAUCUCCUGGUCGUUUUCAUUUUAUACCAUUACCAUUCAGAGAGAAAAUAAAAUAAAAGUUUGUAGUUUUUUUUCCACGUUAAAUUUGUACACUAAUAAGAAAUAUAAAAGAAAAAUGAAUAAUAUAACGAAAAAAAAGUAAGUUAUAUUUUUUAAAAAUGAUUAUGAAUGCAUGAAAAAAGAAAUUAGUAUCGGAAUUGAAUAUUAUUGGUAAAAAAUAAUGAUUUGAGUUAGAAGAAUAAGCAAGGUAACAAGUGAGUGAGUGGGGAAAGAUCUGUGAAGAUUAUUUUGACGGGAACUGAGAGGAAAAGACGGUGAUCCGAAAAUGAAGAGGAACCAUGAGAAAGGAGAGAAAAAAAAGGAUGGAUUACGCACACAAUCUUCAACCAAUAUAAAUAGCAAUGAAAUCUCCGACGAGGGAGGGAGCAACCAAAUUCAUCAACAUGCCUUCGUCAUUCAACUUCGCCUGCAUGUACAACAAGUACAUCCGGCGCUGUUUCACGGGGGCGGGCCUCUGGUCGCAGGCCCUCGCCCUUGACGACGAGACCACCAUGCACUUUUGGGGCCCAAGAAACAAAACGGCCCAGAAGCCCUCUCUGGUUCUCAUCCACGGCUUUGGGCCCGUGGCCACGUGGCAGUGGCGCAGACAGGUCAAAUCCCUGGCCCCACACUUCAACCUUUACGUUCCGGACCUCGUAUUCUUCGGAGGCUCCACCACCGUUUCCAGCGAGAGGAGCGAGGUGUUUCAGGCGAAGUCGGUGGGGAAGCUUCUGGAUAAGUUGGAGGUGGAGACGUUGCACGUGGUGGGCACCAGCUACGGUGGCUUGGUGGCUUACAAUCUGGCAAAGAUGUUGGGGGAAGGGAGGGUGAAGAAAGUUGUCAUCGCCAGCUCCGGCGUUAACAUGACCGCCAGAAGCAACCUAGAGAUGCUCCGAAGUUCUAAAUUGAACAACAUCGACGACCUCAUGUUUCCUUCUUCCCCCCACCACCUGCGCCAGUUGAUGUCCCUCUCCAUCUACAAGCCUCCCCAUGUCCCUGAUUUUGUCCUCAGUAUCUUCAUUCAUGAAUUGUACGGAGAGAAUAAGGAGAGAAAAUUGGAAAUUCUAAAAGGGAUCUCUGUCGGCAGGGAAGAAACCUCUAACGUUUCACCUCUUAAACAGAAAGUUCUGAUAGUGUGGGGGGAAGAAGACCGGGUUUUUCCGGUGCGAUUGGCGCAUGAACUGAAACAGCUGAUAGGUAAAGAUGUAAAAUUAGAACUCAUAAAGGAAGCAGCACAUGUGCCUCAAAUUGAAAAGCCAGUACAAUUCAACCGCAUCAUCAUUAAUUUUUUACGGGGGACUCAUUGACUCUAUUUUUAGCUCUAUUAACUUCAUUUUUUUUUUCUAAUUAUUCUUUCUUAGUCCGUUUAAUCAUAAUUCUUCUUCAUAAACAA
Molecule: messenger RNA, 2064 nt
Organism: Vigna angularis (adzuki bean)
Lineage: Eukaryota; Viridiplantae; Streptophyta; Magnoliopsida; Fabales; Fabaceae
Exons: 4
Coding region: 1034-1978 (314 amino acids)
Source: RefSeq, a predicted model, not a curated record